Messenger RNA from Closterium sp. Naga37s-1, 1797 nucleotides. Lineage: Eukaryota; Viridiplantae; Streptophyta; Zygnematophyceae; Desmidiales; Closteriaceae. The record is from the annotation of a GenBank genome assembly.
AUGGCGUCUGCCUGGGACUGCCCGCGCUGCACCUUCGCCAACUCCCCCGCUUCCUCUGCGGCGGCGGGCGCGGCGUCGUGGCGCGAGGCGGAGUGCGCCGUGUGCGGCUACCGGCGCGCACACGUGGAUCUCGACGACGAUGACGUGGACGAGAGGGACCCGGAGGAGCGCCACGUGGCGGCGGAGGAGCGCGAUGCGGCGUGGGCGUGCGGCGUGUGUACUCUCCUCAACGAGCUUCCCCCCGCGCACAGGAGCAGCGACGACGGGGAGGCUGCUUUGGGGGCGGAAAGAGGGAGCGAGGGAGGGAGCGGGGGGCAGGGGGAGGGGAGCAGAGAGUUGAAGUUGGAGGAGAGGCGCAAUGGCGGGGCGGGGGAGAGCGGGAGCGGGGAGAAGGAGACGGGGGAGGAUGGAGGGGUGGGACGAAGGGAAGAACGUGGGGAGGCGGGGAGGGGGGCCGAGGGCACGUCGGGGAAUGAGUGGCUGCGACUGCUGCACGAGGCGAGGGUGAAGAGACAGCGCCGGGGCGAGACGAGUGCAGGGGCGAGGGGUGGCAGUGAGAGCAGGACACAGACACACACGGUGAAAGAGGAGGAGGAGGAGGAGGAGGAGAAGCAUCAGGAUGAGCAGGAGAAGGAGAGAGCCAAGGAGAAGGAACCAGCCGUCACGAGCACGAGCGUGAGUGCGAGUGCGAGCGCGAGGGUAAGCAUAAUGACGUGGAACGUGUGGUUCAACGAGGAGGCGGCACUGCAGCACCGCAUGAACGCCAUAGGCGCCGCCAUCCUCCACCACCGCCCCCAUGUCGUCUGCCUGCAGGAGGUGACGCGUAGCAUCGUGGAGCUCUUCUCCGCGCACCCGUGGUUCUCGGAGUACCGCCCCUGCUCGCCCCUGCGCGACCACCACAUGCCGCCCUACUUCUGCCUCAUCCUGGCGCGCCUGGCAGUGCAGCAGCAGCACGUGCACCCCUUCGCCAACUCCAUCAUGGGCCGCCAGCUCCUCAUCACCUCCUUCCGCCUCCCCCCCCUCGCCUCCAACGCUUCCUCCGCGCCCCCGUGUGUGCUCACGGUGGCCACAAGUCACCUGGAGUCCCCCUGCCCUGCGCCCCCCACGUGGGACCAACACUUCUCCCCCCAGCGCGUGCAGCAAGCUGCGGAGGCGCUCCGCCUGCUCCACUCCCAGCAGUGGCGGGAGCGGGGUGCAGAGAAAAAGCGCGCGCGGGAAGAGAGUGUUGCGGGGAAUGGGGGGCGCAGUGGAGAGGGGGAGGGCGGUGGGGAGAGGGAGGACGUGGUGUUCUGUGGGGAUAUGAACUGGAAUGAUAAGCGGGACGGGGAUGUGCCCAUGCCACAGGGGUGGGUGGAUGCAUGGCAGCAUCUGCACCCCCGUGAGCAGGAGGGCUUCACAUACGACAGUCGGUUGAAUCCCAUGCUGGCAGGGGGCCGCCUGCGCCUGCGCCUGGACCGCUGCUGGGUGCGCCUGCAGCACCUGCGCCUGCACUCCCUCUCCCUCCUCGGCACACACCCCAUCCCCGGGGGCUCGUACUCGAAGCAGCGGCGCGUGAAGGGCCAGCCCACCAUGGUGGACCUGCCUCUGCUGCCCAGUGACCACUUCGGCCUGCUGCUCGUGCUCAAACGGGGUGAGGGGGGGGCUGUGGGGGAUGGGGAUGGGAGAGCGGUUGCAAGUGCUAGUGGUGUUGGUGGUGAUAAUGGAGGGAGCAAGGGUGGUGAAGAGCAGGGGGGAGGAAGUGGAGAGCGAAAAGUUAGGAGUUCAAAGAAAGGAGGGACAAGGGUGAAAGGAACUUGA